Molecule: messenger RNA, 2178 nt
Organism: Talaromyces rugulosus
Lineage: Eukaryota; Fungi; Ascomycota; Eurotiomycetes; Eurotiales; Trichocomaceae
Exons: 3
Coding region: 1-2178 (725 amino acids)
Biological process (GO): negative regulation of DNA-templated transcription
Cellular component (GO): nucleus
Molecular function (GO): RNA binding; metal ion binding
Source: RefSeq, a predicted model, not a curated record
AUGGCCUCCGACGAGCUGUUUGACCUCUGCCAGUCAAUCUUCCACAACACCGAUCUCGACGAUGAGGAGCAGACCGAGCAGAUCGAGGAUCUGCUGCGCCAGAAAACAACCCUCGCAGGCCCGGCCUUGGAAAACGCGGUGCUGGAUAUCCUGUGGCGCCAGCGCAACCAGGCCCAGCCAGAUGCGUCACCUCCCAGUCGACACACCAUCAUCCGCCGCUCGUCGCCAGCGCCAUGGCAAGUCGCACGAUCAGCUACCCCAAUGUCAUCGCCCUCGAUGACCGGUACGAGCCCAGCGGGUCCUUCCGGCUUUCACCUUGCCCGCGUUGGUCUCUCACGAGGCCCUCGCUCGUCCACCGUUUCCCCUUUCACCUCUCCGCGCCCUUCGCCUCGACUGGCUUUCGCGCAGCCUAUCCCACACUCGCCCAGCUUGAACGCCUACGAGUUCUCGGAUCAGAGCCCCACGUCCGAGGCCUACGGCGACUUUGGAAGCGAAACCAACGUCGACUGGCUGGUCGCAGACGAUGCCACCAGUGUAACCUCCUCCAUCGGCGGACUGAGCGCCUCUGCUCCUGAAUUCAUACCCGAUAUGAGCCCCCACGAUAUUCUGCGCUCAGUGCUAGGAGAUAAGAAAACCAACGAAGAAAUUGAAACGGCUUUGGAAGCACAUAGUUACGACCUCGGCGCUACCAUUGCCGCGCUUUCACAGGAUUCGAAGCAGGAUAACCAAAAGUCGGACGGUCGCCGCAUUCUCAUCGGCAAAUCUAUGACAAUGGACCAGUCACGCCCGGUUACCCCGUCUGGCAAUUCUCCAGCCCCCCCGUGCAAGUACUGGCUAUCGACGGGAGCGUGUUUGAGGGCGGACUGUAGUUACAGUCACGAUCUGACUGGUCAUAUCUGCAAGUACUGGGUGAUGGGGAACUGUCUAGCUGGCGAUGGAUGCCCAUUUUCACAUGAUCCCACAAGUACGAUAGGCGGUUUAAACAUCACGGAUGGACCUAGUCAACCAGCCUCCAGUCCCCAAGCAUCCUUCCAGCUAGAAAACAGCCGCGACGCUUUUCCGGCUUUGCAGUCUUCCGCAGGCGGCGUAGAACAAUGGCCAUCUCCAUAUGCCAGAAAGCACCCAAACCACGUUCUAGUCACUGACCCUAAUGGCAGUUCCUCACCUUUGGCGGGAGGACGAAGGAACAACGGUAUGACUAUAAGCCGUCCUCACUCUCGUCCAACAAGCCGCCAUCAACAACGUGAUAUGAACCCGUCUCCACUAUCAGUCGAUGACCCGGAAGCUUUCCCAACACUCUCGGCCGUGUCUGCCAAAGCAUCGGGCAAGAAACACCAUGGAAAAAGAGGUGGCCAUAACAACAAUAACAAUAAUAAAGAUAUCGGACCAAGUUCGCUGGCUGAUGUAGUCCGAAUGUCUCCGCAAGGAGCAGUCAAGGCCAAAGGCGCAAAACCUGGGAAGGAAAGCGUGAAAGCACGAGAACUCAGCGCUGCAGCCAUGGCGAUUCCAGCGCCGAAGAAUAUCCCUUGGCUCGAGACUGGCGCCAGAGCCAACCAGCAAUACAUUAAAUACCGCACGGAUGCCAUACGCCAUGGCACCGUGCGUAAUAAAUUCUUACAAAGUGCUGCACAGGCGUGGAAUCGCAAUGACUCGAGAGCUGCCAAGGCCUUGUCGCUCCGGGGUCAAGCCGAAAACGAAGCUAUGCGGAAAUGUCAUAGGGAGGCGGCCCGGUAUCUUUAUGAUGAGCGUAAUCAGCACCUUACAACCAACGGGCUGGAUGAUGCCAGUGAGGAACUUUACGUCGAUCUCCACGGUCUUCACCCUGAAGAAGCCGUCGAUUACCUCGAAAAAAUACUGCUGAAACACGCCCAUGAAGAACGCACACUGUAUGCCAUCACCGGCACGGGGCACCACUCCAAGAACGGGAAAGACAAGGUCGGAAAGGCCGUCAAGGUGUGGCUUCAUGAAUGGAAGUACGUGUUUCGUGAAUUCAGCGUCCCCGGAGAACGCGGGGGAUACGUCGGCGGUGUACUUGGGAUCGAUCCAACGAGUUAUGACAAAUCCAUGACGAAUAAACAGAGUGCAACCGACAGCCAGACCGAGGGAAGCGAACGACAAACAGCCCCUACAACUGGAAAGAUUCAGCUAUUGAAACGUGAAGAUAUUGCUCCAAAGUGA